CUAAAGUGGCAAAAUGGUGCUCAACUCUAUAUUUUUGUAUUCAUAUGAUGGCCAUACACUAGCCAUGAGGGACUACAACCCAGAAGAAUCAACAGUGGAGGUGUCUAAGUAUUUUGUAGAGCACUAUCUCCAGAAAGCACUAGCUAAGAAUGCUAAAUUAAGAAGUUCUAUUGGGGCAAAGGCUAAUCUUACUGAGAGAAACACGGAGCUCACCUCCGAUAAGCUUCUUGAUGGAUUCCCUGUAGUAGCCAUUAGUGAUACAGAGUACUAUGCAGUUUAUAUAAUCAGAGAAGAGGUAGUCUACACUGCCUUUACAAAGAAGGAGACUCAUAUUCUUACAGUAGUUGAGUAUCUCAAAGUAGUUCUUGAAACUUUAGAGGAGAGCAUCACUGGAGAUCUGGUUGAUGAGAUUCCGAAGAGACCUGAGAUUCAUUACAUCCUCGAUCUUUUAGUAGAUUACUCGAUUCCUUUACUGCCUAACAAGAAUAUUCUGAAGGCAUUUUUGCGUAAAGAAGGGAUUAUUGCUAAAUCUACUUCUUAUAUCUCUAAAAGAACUGAAAAAUCUUAUCAGAGAAUCUUGGAUAAGGCCAUUGAUGAGUGAAGGACCAAUGACGAUGCCUUGUGGCACCCUCACCUAAAAGGUUUAGUCUCCUUAGCUGAAGAAUGCCUUAUUGAUCAUGAUGAAAUAGUGACUGGGAUUAUUGACAAAACCGAAUCUGGGUCAACAGUAGAAAUCAGCGAAGUCAUGGGAAGUGUUGAGGUAGAGAAUAAGUCAGCAAAUGUUCACAAUAUUGGAUUCGCUCUCAGAAGACUACAGAAAUUGGAAUCAUUCUCCCUCCAUGCUUGAGCAAAGAAGUGUAGAAAAAGGUUUGAAAAGGAUGGUGUUCUGAAUUUCACUCCUGGCAUUAGCAGAUUUACAGUAGCCAAAUAUAUUUGCAAUCCUUUUAAAUUUGCUUUACCAUUUGAGAUUAAACCAACCUUGCAGAUCUGCCUCACUUCAAAAACUCUGAAGGUAAAAAUUAAGGUAAAGGCUACAGAAGUAGCUGGGGAAUUUCUAAAUGUAAGAAGUUUCUGCAUUAAAAUCCACUUCCCAAAGUAUAUAACUGGAAGCUCUCUUUGACCAACUGACGAGAAAACAGAGUUUAUUCUGAAUGAAGAGAAGAACAUUGGAUUAUGGGAGAUUGGCUUCUUGAAGCCUGAAAAAGAGUUUGAAUUGAAUGGAUCCUUCAUCUUACCGAGAAGCUUUACUGAAGAGGAAGAAAUAGAUAUGAUUCUUAGUACAAACUUUGUGAUAAACAGAUAUCUGAUCAGCGGUUCCUACAUAGACUCUAUAAAAUUGCGUGAUAAUGCUCACCCUAUCGAUGUUGUCACUGGAACUAAAGCUACUACAACAUUUAAGAAUCUUGAGAUGAGAGUAUCUGCGUUCUAUGACAAUUAA
This is a messenger RNA of Moneuplotes crassus, 1438 nucleotides long. Lineage: Eukaryota; Ciliophora; Spirotrichea; Euplotida; Euplotidae. The record is from the annotation of a GenBank genome assembly.